AUGGGCCUCAUCAUCCUGUUAGCAGUCUCUGACAAUGUGAUGAUAUUCCGAGAGGCCUUUACAUUCAUUGAGCUCUUCUGCGGGACUGCAUGGGUAAGCAGAGUGAUGAGGUCGUCAGGAAAACCCACUGCUCAACUCGAUAUCUUGUUGACGGAGCCCAUGUACAAGAGCUCUCCCCAAAAUCCCAUGGAUUUAUUGAGUGAUUGUGGGUUUUUGUUAGCCCUAGUCAGCAUUCUCAAUGGCCAGUUUGAUGACUUUCUGGCGGUGGUUGCUAUGGUAUGCAGCUCAUUUGUGGCCAUAAAUCGAGGUACGAAUCAGCGAUAUCCAUAUGCACCACUAGGUGCCGAGGAAUACCCGAGUGUUGCCCGAGGCAACUUGCUAGCUAGCAGGUCAACUCUCCUUCUCCAUGCCAUCGUUGCAAUGGGAGGCUGCUUUCUUUUAGAGCAGCCGCGGUCUUCAACGUUGGACUGGCAUCCGAGGGUGCGGCAGCUGUUCCACGAUUUGGAGAAGGUUUGGUAUGCUUGUUGGCAUAUGGCCCACUACUAUUCCAAAUUUCCCAAGCGGCAAAUUGCUUGGGCAAACUCACCAGUUGUGGGGGAGCUGGACCUUGGAACCCUUUGCAAGAAGUAUGUCCGCAAGCUAGCUACUUUGGGGAAAUCUGCGAAGACCUAUGUCUCCCGUGGCAAGAAGAGAUUUGUUGGAACAAAAUCAUUGAAGAGCUCAGAGAACUAUCCUCCACGCUUUGGACAAAAACUCCAAAGAUUACAUGGUGAGUUCUGCAGCACGAGAGUUUUCCGGGAAGUGGACCCCAAAGUUAGCCCAGUUCCAAUAAAGGAUUUUUUUAUCUCCUUAGAAUGGGGGGACUUGUGGGAAGAUGCCAACAUGGUGUCCGUACUAGCUUGGCUGCGUGGCAACAAGCAUCUGCAGCUUGGUACAUGGCGUGAGUGUUUUCCCCAGGAGCUCUAG
This is a messenger RNA of Cladocopium goreaui, 966 nucleotides long. The record is from the annotation of a GenBank genome assembly. Lineage: Eukaryota; Dinophyceae; Suessiales; Symbiodiniaceae.